UAAAACACCUCUAGUGGGAAAUCCACAUGGAUGAAUCAGAAUGGCUGCAUUGGAUCUUCCCUCAGCUAAAUUAGCUACUUUACCUGGAUGGGGAGGAAUCCGUCACAUGGCAACGUGAAGGAGGGGGUUAACACUACAGCAUGUGCUGGUGUCCCAGAGGACUGCUGCUGCCACUUGCCUGCCUCUCCUUCUGCAAGCCACACUGACAGCAGACCAAACAGCCAUUUUCUCUCUCCAUCCUCAUAGCUGUAUUAGGCACAGGCAACUGCGGACACAGAGAUAACAUAAGAAGAGAGAGGGUCAGGCUGUGUUGGAGGUUUCCUCUAUAUUACUACCUCGUGCAUUUCCAUUAGAAACCUUCCCCCCCCCUUAUUUUUGCAGUGGUACGAAAAGACGUGAUGCCUGUGAGGCAGUACGAAUGGGGGAGGGGUAGAGGAGGCAGACACGACACAAUACGAAUGAGUGGGAGUAGGGAGGAGAGGAGGAGAGAAGAGGGAGGGAGAGAGUGAGCAUUUCUUGCAGUCGUUCAGGCUAGCAGAGAGGCAGGCGAUUGGCUGAGGGGGAGAAUAGCAUCACGGCCACAGUGAGGGGAGCUCUGAGGAUGCACGGCUGAGCUCGGAGGAAACAUUACAUUCACUGGGAGUUUGCAUGGAGAAGAGCUGAGCCUUCAACCAGCUGCACCCUGGGAAGUGGCGCCUUCUGCAAAUUAAUCAGUCCCUCAGGUCACAUCAUUUGGUCUCUACCAUUCCCCCAAGGACUCUUCACAUUCAGCCCUCGUUGAUUCGUCUGUUCGGGCUGCUCUAACAGCCCUCCAUCUUCUCCAGCCAUGAACUACCUGCGCCGGCGCCUCUCUGACAGCACCUUCAUCUCCAACCUGCCCAAUGGCUACAUGACAGACCUCCAGAGGCCUGACCCUGCUCAGCCUCCUCCCCCAGCUACAGCAGGCCCAGCCAAGUCGCCCACGGCUGGGACCACGCCGCCCGCCACCUCCCCUACCCCCUCCCCUGCCCCGGAGAGGAAACCCCAGCUGUCCCAGUCCAGUGGGACAGGCUUCUUCAGCUCCAUCACCAACGUAGUCAAGCAGACUGCGGCCUCGGCAGGACUGGUGGAGCAGACCACGGUCACGACGCCCAAGAAGUUUAAGAUCCUCCUGGUCAUCGACGAACCACAACAGGAAUGGGCCAAACUCUUCAGAGGGAAGAAAGUACACAGAGAUUAUGACAUCAAAGUCGAACAGGCUGAGUUCAGUGAGAUUAACGUCAUAGCUCACUCCAACGGGUCCUGUAAUGUGGACAUGCAGGUUCUGAGGAACGGUACCAGGGUGGCCAGGUCAUUCAAACCUGACUUUGUCCUCAUCCGCCAACACGCCUUCAGUAUGACCCAGAAUGAGGACUUCCGUAACAUGAUCAUUGGUCUGCAGUAUGGGGGCAUCCCCAGUAUCAACUCCCUGGAGUCCAUCUACAACCUGUGUGACAAGCCCUGGGCGUUUGCACAGCUAAUAAGCACCUACAGGAGGCUUGGUGCAGAGAAGUUCCCUCUGAUCGAACAGACCUUCUAUCCCAACUACAAGGAGAUGGUUACCAUGCCAACGUUUCCUGUAGUUGUGAAAAUUGGACACGCUCACUCAGGAGUGGGAAAGGUGAAGGUGGAUAACCACAGUAAGUUCCAGGACAUAGUCAGUGUGGUGGCUCUCACCCAGACCUACACCACCACAGAGCCCCUCAUCGACUCCAAAUACGACAUCAGAAUUCAGAAGAUUGGCAAUGACUACAAGGCAUACAUGAGGACCUCAAUCUCUGGCAACUGGAAGAGCAACACAGGCUCAGCCAUGUUGGAACAAGUGGCCAUGACUGACAGGUACAAGCUGUGGGUUGACACCUGCUCAGAGAUCUUCGGAGGGUUGGAUAUCUGUGCUGUCAAAGCCAUUCAUGGAAAGGACGCAAAAGAUUACAUCACUGAGGUGGUGGGGUCCUCCAUGUCGCUGGUAGGAGAACAUCAGGCAGAGGACAGGCAGCUCAUCACUGACAUGGUGGUAGCCAAGAUGAACCAGGCAGUAGGACGGACACCCGCCGGGUCCUCUAACAGACCAACCACCAUGCAGCCAUCACAGAGUGGUGGCCAGAAGGAACUGGUGGUUGAUCCCAAGACUGGCACUACACACCCUUCUCAAGGUUGUCUGCAGUACAUUCUCGACUGUAAUGGCGUUGUAGUGGGGCCAAAACCCGUCCAGGCCAACUAAUUAGCCCGCCAGAGAGGAAGUCUAUGUAAUAUUGAAAUGAUGAUGACGUGCAUUAGCUGAACACAAAAGCAGAGAGGAGGGGAAGGGGUUGGGGAGUGGAGAGAAUGUAGACGGACUGAGAUGUGGCUGGUGUUAGUUUGGUCCAGAGUGUACUGCUGGCCUGGACUGUGUUUUUCCUCUAUGCAAUGUCAAGAUGUGCUGUCCACUUGUUUCCCUGUUGAUUUAGUGUGCUUGUAACGGUCGCCUCUGUUUCUCUGUAGCCGUGGUUUUCUUUGGGGCUGUUGUUGACGGUGUAAUAAGCAGAUUGUGCCUACACUGAGUCCAGUGCUACUGUGUGCCACAUGUUUGAUUCAGUCAUUAUUCAUCAUUUGACCUCCCUCUAAACCCCCCUGUUUAUUUCUCAAUUGUGGUUGGUGUGUACUUUUAGAUAUUGUCAAACUGGUUUAUCGUGCAGUUUGACGUUUGUGUAUAUGUCAAUAUGUAAAUGUGGGUGCGUAUGACUGUAUUGGUGAUUAUUUUCAUACAUAUACUAAUAUAAUAGGUAUUUCUUUUUGGUUUUGCAUGAGUGAUACGAAGGAAGGUCACUGUAUGUUUUAAAUGUCAGAUGAUCAAUCGGGAUGUUUCUUUAGUGACAUCACUGGUAUAGUUCCAAACUAUUGUCCCUGUGAUUUAUGCAUUGUGAAUGUGUCAUAAUAUGGAAUACAUAUUGUAUAAGUUCUACAAAAUAGGUUGUAUAAGUUCUACAUAAACAACCAAGUGUUAGUGCCAAGAAAGCAGAUGAGCACAACAAUACAGCCAGAUAGAUCACUUCUAAGUAGGCCUUCAUUGAUUAAAAGGAGGUUUGAGACAUAUGAAACGUAGUUGCUGUUCCUUUGUCCAUUAUUAGCAGAUAUACUACCCAUACUUCGCUCAGUGAAUGUUGCUAUACAACCGACUCCUAGAAAGACAGUUCUUUGACAGGUUUAUAAACUGUCUCUAUGCACAGAACACAGCCAUAGAUGUCUUCAUGUGUAUGAGGACAAACAUAUUAGAUAACUUACCAAAUUACAAUAGACUACUCUAUCUUUUUGAGAGAAAUAAUAAAUAUUUGACUUUUGUUAUCACUCAGCACUUAUAAUCACAGUCCCGCACUGUAAAUAUAUGGGACUGGUUUGUUGGCAGCUGCAGUUGGAUCAGGAGAGAGGAGAGCUUGUGGUAGAGUUAGAGUAACUGUGAUAAUAGAAUGCUCUCAUUAAGAUUUGUUAACAGAAUGACUCUAGAGGUGUGUCCAUUAUCUAAUAAGAUUACAGUAAUAACCAUUUCCUCUUAGGCCUAUGAUGCAUGUACAUGUAUUUGUGAUAUUUCAGGAAGUGAAGUAGUCCAAUUAGUCCUUUCACUUUCAAUUAUGUUGUCAAGUAGAAAAACUAAAUUGUGCUUCAGUGAAAUAGUCAAGGUUUUACAUAAUAUAUUUAAAUUACUAGGUAUAAGGUUUCUGAUACCACCAUACACAUACCGUCCAUGCUUAAUAUCAAUGACCGUAGUGGCGUUGCCAUGACGGCGGUGAUGCCGCUCUGUCUUGCAGUGAUGAUAUGCGUGGAGUUAUGCUUAUGUUACUGCCAUUUAAAGAUUCUUUGACAUAUUUGCCUUAUCAUACUCAUACUGAGUUAAUGGAGAGUGCAAUAUAUAUGUUUUUAACUUUAUAUUCUUUAUAUUUUUAGUACCAGAUCUUCUACCAUAAUUUAUUCAUAGAGCUAUGUUCACAAGUGGGAUACAAACAUUUUCCCAUAGCUAACACUGUUGUAAAUUAAAAACACUUGCAUUAAGUAGUAGUUAUUAGAAGUCAUGCAUGUGUCCUAUUUGGUGAAAUGGUCGUACAACUAAGAAUACAUCUACAUGAAAAGAAUUGUAAAUGCGUGUCCCAUUCUAAAACACUUUGUUACUAACAGAAUUGUACAAACAAACUAUGUUUGGCAAGCUCAGUGUACAAGUUCUUUUCCUAGGUGUAUGAAAUAACAUUGUGUCUGUGCAGAUAGCCUAACCCAGAGAGUAACCCUGUAAAAGCCUUGCCUGUGGCUUUAUGGUUUUGUGUUUUGAUUUGUGGAGUAAAAUGCCAUGACGUAUCUACAAAAGGGAGGAUAGAGGGGCGGCACCAAGGUCCUUAAUAGUUGCAUAGUCACAUAUUUGUUGUGUAACUGAUUGAUUAAAGGAGUUAUUGUCGGGGGAAAUUCAAAAUCAGCUAUCCUGCCCAGGUGAAAAUCCUUUGCUGGUUCAGUUUUUCAAACCUGUUGGGUUGCAGCUAUUUGGGACCAAGGUUGCUACUACCUGUUAAGUGUGCACUCUUGGAACUAGUGUUGAACUGUUUGAAAAAAUCCAGUACAGAUAACAAUACAUUGUAGAAACAUAGCCCAAAUUGAUAUUUUCCCCCUGUCACUGGCAAUAAAGCUUCCUUUGCAAUAUA
Messenger RNA from Salmo salar (Atlantic salmon), 4676 nucleotides. RefSeq names its product synapsin-2. The record is from RefSeq and is a predicted model, not a curated record. Lineage: Eukaryota; Metazoa; Chordata; Actinopteri; Salmoniformes; Salmonidae. Gene Ontology annotation, biological process: neurotransmitter secretion. Gene Ontology annotation, molecular function: ATP binding. Gene Ontology annotation, cellular component: synaptic vesicle; synaptic vesicle membrane.